This is a messenger RNA of Serinus canaria (Common canary), 4972 nucleotides long. RefSeq names its product FLVCR heme transporter 2 (gene FLVCR2). Bases 92 to 1483 code for a protein of 463 amino acids. The record is from RefSeq and is a predicted model, not a curated record. Gene Ontology annotation, molecular function: heme binding; heme transmembrane transporter activity. Gene Ontology annotation, biological process: transmembrane transport; heme export. The transcript has 10 exons. Gene Ontology annotation, cellular component: membrane. NCBI's taxonomy places the organism in Eukaryota, Metazoa, Chordata, Aves, Passeriformes, Fringillidae.
CGGCCGGGCGGGCUGUUUUGGGCAGGUGGUGUCGGCGGGUGACCGGCCUGAGUCGAGCCUGGCCGGGCCGGGCGCGGCCCACGGUGCCGGUAUGGUGUUGCAGGAGCCCGCCGGGACGCCGAGUCUGUCGACUGCGGCGGGAGGGGUCGGUGAUGCCGCCGCCGAGGUACAGCUGUCCCGGCUUCGCUGGGUCGUGCUGCUGCUCUUCAGCAGCUACUCCCUGUGCAACGCCUUCCAGUGGAUCCAGUACGGCAGCGUCAACAACGUCUUCGUGCGCUUCUACGGCGUGAGCGCCUUCGCCAUCGACUGGCUUUCCAUGAGCUACAUGCUCAUCUACAUCCCCCUGCUCUUCCCUGUCGCCUGGCUGCUGGACAAGAAGGGCCUGCGCCUCAUCGCCCUGGCCGGCUCGGCCCUCAAUGCCAUGGGUGCCUGGGUGAAGCUGGGCAGCCUGAAGCCGCACCUCUUCCCCGUCACUGUCCUGGGACAGGUCAUCUGUGGCCUGGGCCAGGUCUUCAUCCUGGGCAUGCCCUCACGCAUCGCCUCGGUCUGGUUUGGCUCCCAGGAGGUCUCCACUGCCUGCUCCAUUGCGGUCUUUGGGAACCAGCUUGGCAUUGCUGCAGGCUUUCUGGUCCCUCCAAUUCUGAUCCCUAAUGUGGAGGAUGUGGAGAAGCUGGCCUACCAUAUCAGCAUCAUGUUCUUCAUGACUGCAGGUGUGGCAUCAGCCCUGUUCAUCCUGGUCAUCAUAGUCUUCAAAGAGAAGCCCCCGAACCCUCCAAGCCGAGCUCAGGCCUUGAUCCAGUCAAGAACUGCGGAGUAUUCCUACGUGCAAUCAAUCCUCCGCCUGCUCUGCAAUGCCAACUUUUUGCUGCUUAUGGUCGCUUAUGGUCUGAAUGUAGGUUGUUUCUACGCCUUGUCCACUCUGCUGAACCGCAUGGUGAUCCAUCACUACCCAGGGGAGGAGGUGAAUGCUGGCAGGAUUGGACUCACCAUUAUACUGUCGGGCAUGGUUGGGGCUCUGAUCUCCGGCAUCUGGUUGGACAAAACCAAAACCUACAAGCAAACAACAUUAGUUGUCUAUAUCAUGUCUCUGGUGGGAAUGAUAGUCUAUACCUUCACUCUGAGCCUGGGCCACCUCUGGGUGGUCUUUGUGACUGCUGGAUUGCUGGGGUUUUUCAUGACAGGAUACCUUCCCCUGGGCUUUGAGUUUGCUGCAGAGUUGACAUACCCAGAAUCAGAAGGAACAUCAUCAGGGCUCCUUAAUGUCUCAGCACAGAUUACUGGUAUUGCCUUGACCAUUAGCCAAGGGCAAAUCAUGGAUCGCUUUGGGACAAAGGCAGGAAACCUCUUGCUUUGCUCUGCCCUGUUCCUGGGGACCAUUAUGACAGCAUUCAUUAAGGCUGAUCUCCGAAGACAACAGGCCAAUUUGGAAAAUAAGCAGACAAGACUCCAAGGCAGCAAUCAGAUCAUGGAUUAUGGGCUGUAGCUUGUAAAUCUAACCCCAUCAAUUGCCACUCCUGCUCACUAACUUAAACACAGCAAGGUAGGAGAAUUGCACUAAUCUACUUCUCUGAAUGCUCCCAGGGUGGCACAGACAUGAAGCCAACGGCAUUUCUGGGGUGACUGCAAUGGCUGUAGAGUAUCAAGAAUCCUUCUGGUCUUCUUAGGUACUCAACUGAGAGGAAAGACAAGGCAGCCUCCAAGAACAGAAUGGAGAUCCCCACAGACUCACGUCAGACAGAGAUGUAGGGAUUCAGCUAGGUGCAGCAAAGCAAAGCCUGGUCCUGGAGCAGAUUAGGAUCUGAACUGUCAGUCAUUUGUUAGGGAGAUGAGGUGCAGACGUUUGGAGCCACUUCUCUGUCAUUAUUUUUACAGCCCAGAUUCUUGGCUGGAGGUGAUACCAGGAACUCUUUAAAUAAUUCGUUUUGAUCACAGCCAGGGUGCAUGGCUAACUUCAAGAAGGAUUUCCCCUUAUUUCUACCUCUGGCACUACUUCAUGUACCCCCCUACCCUUCCUGCUUGUUGAAUUUCCCUCUUUGCACUUCCUGGCUUUUGCUUUCAGACAUGUCUUUGAAGCUUUCCUUAUCUCACUCCUCUGCUUUGGGAUAUUGCUGCUGACUUUUGUAAAACCUUUUCACCUACAGAUUGUGUAAGAGCCUACUCAAAAUGAGACUGUUUCAUAUCUCUUCUUUCCAUGCUGCCUGGAUUUCUCUUGAACUGCACUGGGGAUGUGAACCUCCUUCCUGUGCUCCUCUGAUUUCUGCCUCAGAUGUCAGUCUUGCCUUACAGUGAGUAAACUCAGAGCCCAGGCUGCAGGAGACUCCACAUUAACCCUUACAAGUUUGUGCGCUGCCUUCUGAAUUGGUGACAGCUGGGCGGUCUCACUGUAAGCAGAAUUAGAACUUGACACGUAUGCUUUCCAAAAUCCACUAGGGGAAGAAAAAGUCUCAAGUUUAAUUCCAACAGACCCCAGAAAGGCUCAGAAGCUGAGCUUGUCAAACUCCACCCAGGAAAGCUGAACUGGAAUUACAACAGUUUGCCUAUACCAUGAAGCUGAGGAUGGGGUGGUAAUUGGGCAGCAGUCUCUAUUUUCCUUGCUUUUCCUCUGGGAAAAUCUCCCUCCAUCCUCAGGUUCCAAGAAAUUAGGCUAGUUCUUCUACAAGAUUUAUGGAGAAAAAAACCUUUUGCAUGUUUGCCUCUUAUUUCUUACAUCUCUUUAAGAUAUGAGUAGUGAACUUUGAAGAAGGCACUGCUCUGUGGAAUUAUCUCAGCCGUAAAUCCAAGCUGGGGAAGGGGAAGAAGCAGGACAGAGGGUGCAAGCACUUCAAUGGGCAGUGAGGGUGGGGAUGAAAAGGCUUGGAAGAAGAGCAAAUAAGCAAUGUGUCUGGGAAUUGAAGAGGCCUCAAAUGUGCUGGAGUAAGAACAUAGGGGAGCUAGUUGUGCUGAGCCUCCUGUGGAUGUAAAGAAAGCAAGUUCUCUCUGGUGUUUGCACAGACACUGUGCUGCCUCAUGGCAUGGAGUUCCCAGCACUUUCCCUUGCCCAGGGAACUGGCCGUGCAACUUCAUGCUUUGAAGCUGAGCUUGUGAAGUGUUGUUGGUGAGCUGGCUGUGGGUCUGAUACCCCCAGUGGUAUCAGCUCCACAGUGAAUUAGUAGUGGUCUGAGGACUACAGCUAGCAGCUUAAACAGCUGGACGUUGCACUGCCCCAGUGUCCCUUGCCUGUGCAGCCCAAGUGGCAAGAGAAGCAAGAGAGGACCAGCAGCACUCUCUGAGGAUGGUGAUUCUUCUUUAGGGAUUUCUGCAGUAGUAGGGAGCUAUGAACUACCCAGGCUCUGGCCAGUUGAUGUCUCUGAAGCCUGGGUCUGGCCAGCCAGGAUCCUAACCAUACUGUUUUUCUCUGACUUGCAGAAAGUGUUGCCUGAAGCCUACACUAAUCCCAUAGUCCUUGAGGAAUCACGGCUGUGAAAUGAAGGGGUGGCAAAGCUGGGAAUUACAGCUCCCCUCAUUCCCAUCUUUUCUACCUGCACCAUCCUCCUGUCACAUGCAUGCCAUGGGAGGGGAGCAGCCUCAGGACAGGAGCCUUGUGAACUGCCUAUGGAGAGUGUGAAAGAGCAAAACAAGAGGGGGGUUGCUUUCGUCUGUUUUAGCCUUGCAUCAUGCUGUUUUGGAGUUUGGGAGGAAAAGUUGGGAAGAUCUGCUGUGUCCCCCCAGUCCCACCGUGUAUGCUUGGAAAAAGCAUAUGUGCUGAGAGAAAAGCCACAGUACCAGGCUGACACUGAGCAUGAUGGUGGAACCUUGCAUGUGGCUAUGAGGUGAAAGGCAGAAGCUGGACCACACUUAACUCUGUGAACAGCCCUGGAAGAGCUGGAUCUAGAGAAAAGGGGUUGCUCUGCCGUGGUUUCCAUGGUGCUCUGUGUUGCACAGGUAGUAGUAGAGGCCUCAGUACAUUACCAGCAAGUGCAAAGCAGUGCACCAGCUGCUACCUGCUCUUCUUUUAUUAUUUGGCUUUCCCAGAUGAAGCACUUUAAUCUGGAUAAACUUCUACUCAGAGUUCACUGGGGGUGCCCUGAUGUUCCUACAUAUUAGGAGUGAUUAAGAGAUACCAAUGUGCUGCCUUCUAGCUCGAGGUGAGGACUAGUUCUGCACCUAAAUCUAGCUCAUCACUACAUUAGCAACAAAAGGGAGUCAAAACACUGUUUCCCUGGGCUGAGGACUGUGUCUUCAUCCUUGAUAAUAAGGUGCCUUUUGCAUAUUUCAACAUUACAUACAAACUUUCAUGAAGUGUUAUAUUGAGAAAACCAGCCAAGGCUCUGUUGCUCUUCACAGCCACAGAGAGGGGUAUGAUGGGAAUCCAGCUUUGCUCCAGUGUGGAAGCUUCCCACUUCAUAAAAGAGAACAGGAGAAGGUGCCUACUUACCAGCAUUUGUGUCUUAUAGACACUGCCCAUCUGAAUGCUGUUUAUCUUCUAAACAAAACUGUAGAUCCUUUUAUCACUUCUCCAUCCUUUCCAGCAUUCCACCCCUGCUGGAGACAUCAAGUGUCCUAAUAUGCCUUAAAUCAUGCGGUUACUUACGUAUUAUUUGAGGCAGGGGACAAAAGCUGUACUGAGGUGGAAUGGUUAAAAAUAUUCCUCUCUGACAAACUAUUUUUAACAAAACUUUUUUUUUUAUGAAAUUUUAACAUUUUUGAUACACUACAUGUUGAUACAGCCUGAGUUCAGUAAAUGCUUAGACAUCACUCUCAGGCACAUGGUGUGAUUCUUAGGGGUCCUGUGCAGGCCCAGGAGUUGGGCCUUGAUCCUGAUAAAUUCCUUCCAAUUCAGCAUAUUCUAUAAUUGAAGUCCUAUCUUUACUAGUUUGGGAUUGAGGAUGGGGAUUUAGAAUGAUUUUCAAUAGAAAUUUUAAUGUAAAAUAUAAAUAUUUUAAGUGUACAAUGAAACCUGACAUACUCAUAUUAAAUGAUUGGAAACAGUUUA